This is a messenger RNA of Phytomonas sp. EM1, 713 nucleotides long. The record is from the annotation of a GenBank genome assembly. Lineage: Eukaryota; Euglenozoa; Kinetoplastea; Trypanosomatida; Trypanosomatidae.
GACUUUUAUUAUUUUGAGAAGCUACUUAAAGGUAUAACAGUCGAAUGAAGUUCCGCUACGCUAGGCAUGCUCUUGAAAAACUAUGUGAGCAAAAAUUUACUCGCCUUUGUUCCAUCACAUAUAAGGCUUCAAGUGAUGAAAAAAAUCUGAAAAAAUGGGAGAUGGUUCAAAGGACAACGCGUGAUUUAUCUUUUGAAGCUUUUAAAAGAACACCUGUUCCUAUAUCCUGCGAUUCAGUCGAUAUAUGUGCUGUUCUUAAUAGGCACGAUCAAAAAUAUCUCAUUCUUGUUGCGCAAUAUAGAGCUCCUUUAGAUUCUAUUGUCCUUGAGUUUCCUGCCGGGCUCAUAGAUAAGAAUGAAACUCCAACGCAAGCAGCCUUACGUGAACUGUUUGAAGAAACUGGAUACACUGCAGUAGAAAGCGAUAUCGUACAUGUGUCCCCAGCUAUUUGCCUUGAUCCUGGGCUGAGUGACACUUGUUGUUGCUUUAUACGAAUUGAAGUUGAUGGAACUCGUUUGGAUAAUAUUUCGCCUAAGCAACACUUGGAUGAAGGUGAAGAUAUCGAUGUAAUUUUGCUUCCAAUAACAGAUGCGAAGAAUAUUUUAAACUCAAUAAACGAAUUAAUCAAUGAGAAAAGAACAACGUAUGGGAAUAUGAUUCUAGAUGGGAGACUAUAUUCAUUUCUAGAAGCGCUAUCACAUCCCAUAAUUUAG